Messenger RNA from Uranotaenia lowii, 574 nucleotides. RefSeq names its product general odorant-binding protein 56d-like. The coding region runs from base 94 to 498 and encodes 134 amino acids. Gene Ontology annotation, molecular function: odorant binding. The record is from RefSeq and is a predicted model, not a curated record. Gene Ontology annotation, biological process: sensory perception of smell. The transcript is spliced from 2 exons. NCBI's taxonomy places the organism in Eukaryota, Metazoa, Arthropoda, Insecta, Diptera, Culicidae.
UCCAUUAUCAGCUGGUCCAGAACGAUAUAAAACGGCAGUCAGAUUUCGACAGUUAAGCUAUUCAGUUGUCAGCUUUCGAGAAGUUUUGUUAUCAUGAACUCAUUCGUCUCCGUUCUUCUAGUGGCUGCUGUUGCCCUGGCUGGAGUUUGCGCUCUGACCGAGGAGCAAGUGAAGAAAGCCGAUGGAUUUGCGGCUGAAUGUCUGACGAAAUUCGAGGGCCUUACCAAAGAAGCAGUCGGAAAACUGCGUGCAGGAGAAUUCGAGAACGUUGAUAAGAAUCAGAAAUGCUUCGUCAAGUGCUUCCUGGAACGAGCUGGAUUCAUGGAUGCUGAAGGAAACCUGCAGGAAGAUUAUAUGAUCGAACGACUGUCGCUGGACCGCGAGAAGAGCAAAGUGGAAGCCCUGGUCAAGAAGUGCAGCGAGAAGAAAGAUGACGCAUGUGAGACUGCCUUUGCUGCAUUCGAAUGUUACUACAACGGAAAGGCAUCCUUGUUCUAAAUGUGAUAAAACAAAAAUUAGCCAAUUUUGUUAAUUUUGAUAUAAAUGAAUAAAAAGUUAUACAUCAUUAAAAAAA